GCCACAUGUCUCGUCAACUCUGCGCCUCCAACACCCACUCAGCUCUAAUUGGUUUCCAUAGGUGCAUUUCCCACCUGCAGUUUUGUCGUCAGUCCGGUUAAGACGGCCGGACCCUACGAUCCACUCUCCCCAUUCCCCAAUUUCACUAAUCCACUAACAAACUUGGGACUGCUUUCGACUGCGAGAGAAGACCAUCUCAUCCGAUGGCCUACGCGUAAGAAAAAAUCACGAUAGCUACCUAUUUUUCUAACUCGUUUUUUUGCAAUUGCAAUCUUCAUUCACUCCCUUCCUUUUCUUGUUUCUUUUCCUGUGUGUUUCUUCGACUUUCCAGCCACGAAACCUACCUUUUACUUCUGAAACUGUGGCUUUCUAAUCCACCACCCAUCGGCUGCCUCAAUUCAAUCCGCCCACUGUGAUAUCAUUUAUCCUCACGCACGAAUACCCCUCCGAAAUCGAAAAAAUGGCAUAUCUCCUCUACUCCCUAUCCUUCCUCGUGCUCGUCACCGGCACGAUCCUCUACCUCACCCGGAAUUACUGGGUACCGAUUCUCCCCGGGCGCUCGCACCUGUACGCGCGGCUCCCCGGCUCAUUCGCGGGCGACAUCGAAGCGGGUCUGUCGAGCAGCACCUUCGAUCUAGGCGCCAACGUAGAAGGGGGCGAUGCCCGCGCGGGUCUUGACGACGAGGCGAAGGCCCAGAUUCUUGCGAUUAUGAAGAAGAGGCGCAUGCGCUUCGACGAGGCGCGCAGGGUCUACAUGGAGCAGCGAUUCAGCGCAAAUGGCAUCGCGGCGGAUGGGAGGCCCAAGGAUCCCAAGUUCGUCAGUUUCUCAUGAGCGUGUGCGUGUGCGGCUAUAGGCCUCGCUGGUCUACGAUGACCGUGUCUGCCCUAUAGGUGUAAGAACCUGGGUGUGUGUAUAUUUAUAGGUUUGUGAGAGUACGGGUGGGGAGUCUUGGGCUGGUCGGUUGCCAGCGUAGACAUUGGAGGUGGACCGAUGGUAGGUGGGAUGGGGGCUACGGACCGACCUAUAUUCAUCGCGAUGAGCGUUCGCGUGUGUUCCUUUCAUUUUGCGACGGCGUUUACGGGUGUGGACUUAUUCGUUAGUGGGGGUAUUAUACUCAUACCGUAGUAGGAGAAGCAUCCGUAGCUCGGUAUCCAGCACGAUUAAAUUGUGCCAUUGGUAUCGCAUGCUCAGGUGUAUCCUAGGACGGGGAAGGGAGCUUCAUGUUGAAACUGUUGUAUCAUUUUACUAUGUAGCCGUGGAGUACGUCUACGGCUACGGAGGACGGUAAUGGAUCGUUCGAAAUCUACAACUCAUCACAAUUUCCUUAUCUCAAUACAAUAUCGAAGUCUAUCAAUAUGCACAUGCAUGCGCGUCUCAGCUAGCCUUGUGUAUCCUCAAAACCAUAAGAGAGCUAAAUGUGACAUAUGUCCAUCCCAUACCUAGUCCCCUUUCGAUCUCGUAUGUAGGACGAAGAUAGAACUACUAAAGCAGUACCACCUCGGACCGAAGUACAAGUCUGAAAUUCUCAUGAAUAUAGCCUUUAAUGCUAC
Messenger RNA from Daldinia vernicosa, 1551 nucleotides. Its product is annotated as protein precursor. The transcript has a single exon. NCBI's taxonomy places the organism in Eukaryota, Fungi, Ascomycota, Sordariomycetes, Xylariales, Hypoxylaceae. The record is from RefSeq and is a predicted model, not a curated record. Bases 461 to 832 code for a protein of 123 amino acids.